Penicillium canescens is the source of this 1503-nucleotide messenger RNA. RefSeq lists its product as uncharacterized. Bases 1 to 1503 code for a protein of 500 amino acids. The transcript has 2 exons. The record is from RefSeq and is a predicted model, not a curated record. NCBI's taxonomy places the organism in Eukaryota, Fungi, Ascomycota, Eurotiomycetes, Eurotiales, Aspergillaceae.
AUGGUUAUUCAAUGGGCCGACACAGAAGCUCUCAACUCACUCCCCAGGCUCAUCAAGUCCUACAUUGACCCCGAAGACCCCUCCACUGCGGCCCACAAUAUCCUACGCUUGGCACAUCUCCUCCUCUUGUCGAAUCAUCUCACGGAAGCCCACGAAAUUGCCUCCGGGGUGUUUAGACUGGCAAAGAACCUAUCUGAAAUCAGCGAGAAUGAGGUCGGUCUACCACUAUACACACCAAACUCCCUGGAAAUCUUCUGGCAAGAACACCAAGAAAUCCUCCCCCGACCAGAUGAUGCACCAAAAUCCGGUCGCGGCCCACUUGAAACAUAUCUAGCCAAAGAACAAUGGGGCAAAUAUCGCGAAUGCACUCGCACAGGCUGGAUGCUGGAUCGCUAUGGGCUCGCCGAGCCAGAAGACCCAUCGAUCUGGAGCGACACAGAUGAUCCAAUCAUGCUGGCGAUGUGCGCUCGGUUGUUAGCGAAAACAACCACUCCAGGCACGUAUCCGUCACAGGACAAAAUGCGGGAAGCACUUGCUGCUGGACAGAAGCUUUACGCUAUCCCCGAAAUCCCGCUCGGUGAAUGGCUAUUGAGCAGACCAGAAAAUAGACAGAGACAGUGCUGGCUUUUGUACCGGCGGCUUAUUGUGGAGUUAGCAAUCCGGCUGGGAAAAUUCCAGACUGCAGCGGAUCUCUUGAGCCAAGCGUUGAGGGUGGACGGAUUAGUGAACGGGGGUGAAUUGGGAGAUUUUCUCAUGAUUCCUGGUGUAUAUAAUAUUUUGCCUUUGUUGGCUCAGGGUGGCAAGGAAAGCAAUCCAUUUUUCAUCCCUAAGGCGGACGCUGAGGUGAUGGUGAAGGAGAUCAUUGAUGCCCUGGAGCUGCGGGCCAAACAUGGGAGACAAUGGGCGCUGGAUGAAUCAAAGGUUGGAUGGCGGGAGCUUUUGGAUCGACUUGCUGAAGGUGCAUUCAAGACGCAUCCUAAGGAGUAUCGGGCUAUGGGUGUUAAGACCACCAGGGAAAUUUUGUACGAUCCUGCUACGGAGGAGGAGAUUGAGGAAGCUGAGAAAAUGGUUGGAAAACUUCCGGAUGACUUCAAAGCGAUGGUCCGACUAGCGAACGGAUUCAAGGGCGGGUGGCAUCUUUUCGGGGGCGGCAUAGCCGGUAUUCAAAGUAUUGACUUCGCCGAUGGGGAUGCAGAGAACUCGUGGAGUAGCCGUACACAAGAAGAUGACGAGAUUUUUGAUUCAAGUGAUCUGAUUGAGCUUCAAACAGGGUCAGAAAGCGAUGCAUUCUAUCAUUAUUACAUGCGCCCUACAGCAUGGAAUGAGGAUGGAGAACGCAAAGACAACAAGUAUAGGUACUGGCAUUGGGCACCUUGGAUGGGUAGUACAAACCAGUAUAACUCGGUGAGAGACUAUGUUGCAAGCUGCGUGGAGAAGGUAGAGGAUAUGCUGGACCUGGGCGAGACAGAGGACUAUCAAGACGGGGAUGGAAGUGAGGAUUAA